This is a messenger RNA of Anopheles darlingi, 3728 nucleotides long. It is a transcript of the gene uzip, whose product is annotated as protein unzipped. The record is from RefSeq and is a predicted model, not a curated record. Lineage: Eukaryota; Metazoa; Arthropoda; Insecta; Diptera; Culicidae. The transcript is spliced from 10 exons. Bases 631 to 2244 code for a protein of 537 amino acids.
UUUAGCGUUCGCCGCGAAAGGUCACGUUUGUCCGCGUCCGCCAAGUGUUUUAUCGCACACCGCAUUGGUUAUUGCCGUGGCAGAGGAAUUAGUGAAGUGCACUAGUUUGGUAGCGCGUAGCGCAGUGGCUCCGGCAUAGUAGUGAUAAUAGUGAAGAGAAAAGUGGCUAAUUAAGUGGAAGUGUCGCAGUGGGAAACACACAAAUCCAAUAAGCGAUCGAUCGAGCGGGGUGGAAAACGCGAUUUGAAAAGGGGUGCUCCAUUCCCGUCCCAACACUAAUCUAAGCAACCAACGGAAAGUUGGUGGCCUUCAGCUAGUGUGUACGCGUGUGUGUGGUUGUUUAUUUGUCGCCAGGAAUAUAGUGGAAUCCUCAUAGUGUAGUAGCGCCGUGUGUGAAGAAGAGAAGAAUACCUGUCAAGAAUUACAGCGAGAAGAGAGAGAGAGAGAAGGAGUGGAGUGACCAGUGGAAGGAUACAUAUUUCAACAGCAAACAACGCAACAAUCGACCCAGGACCGCAGGCCGUUUUGUCGUCAUAUCUUUCAUCUCCGGAAUUGGAAACAUCAUUAAUCCAAAGAAUAGCGUGGGUUGUGCAUUUCCAAUCGAAAAGUAGCCAGCAUACCAACCAAACCAUGGCCAACGUACGAUGGCAGCAGAGCUCCGGCAACAGUAGCAACAGCAGCAGCAGCCGGCGAAACGUGAUCUACAGUCGUAGCAGUGCAUCAGCGCUUACCGUCGUCCUAGCGCUGCUCCUGACGACGCAGUCCAUCGAUGCAUCCCCCAACAGCGUAUUCAAGGUGCUAGUGAUCGGUACCAGUACACAGUCCGUCACCUCGAGCACACUGGCCUGGGAGAAGUUUACCGGUGCGGAAGCGCACCUGCAGUACGCCGUGCCAUCCUACAAACCGGAAGCUCGAUCCAAGGAAAGCCUCGAAGGCGAACUACACACGCCGAGCUACAUCUGCCGGGUGGAAAUCGAAGGCACGUACACCGCGGGCCAAACGGUAACGGAGCAGGCCGACGAUGGAAGCAGGAAAACGAUCUGUAUCGUAGCACCUCAGGAGUCGGAGAUUCGGCGUCACCAUGCGCACGAAAUACUGAUCAACAUGGGAGGCGGUGGAAAGCUGAAGUGGCAACACUGGACCCGGUACCAUGCCGCCGGUAUUUUCGGUGGAGCCGUUAGCGUCGGCACGGGCAAGCAUUCGGAUUACUACAUCGCACGCAUCAAGUCACGACACGGCGAGGGACAGCAUCAGCAUGGACCAUCCUAUAUCGUAGGCAACUUCGAUCCUACCAUUCGCCUCGUUGGGCGUAUCCAUGCUCCGUUGCCAGGUUCCAAGACGAGCACGGAACACGAGAGUGGUGAGAUUCUGGUUGAAAUCGAACCGGCCAAUUACGAACUGCGAAACAUCAAGCUGAACAAGCUGCGAUCGAUCAUCAAGAAGAACACGACCGUGCUGGGCUCUACGAUCCUCUCGAACACGGACGAUAAGACGAGCCAGGCGGAAACGGUCAUUACAUACGAUUACACCAAGGAGAUUUACUACGGCAAGCAUGAGGGUGUCGUGCAGAGUCUGCCAACUCGCGUGUAUGAUACCGCUGGUCAAUCCUUCAACAUCACCUGGGGUAUCAAGAGCUCCGAGCGUCGCUUUGAGACGAAAGCUGUCAAUACGAUGCUGGAUCCGGGUACCGCCAUUAACGUAACGCUGUACGGUAACUACACCGAGCUGGAAGCCCCGUACACGGCCAUCCUGAAGGCAUACUAUGACGACAACAGUGAUCCCGUUAGCCGGACCUUGGGUGCCAUCCUGGUGAGCCGUGAUAUGGAAGAUGUAAAGAUUGAAUUCAGCCCCGUGUACUGGAUUCAAAAUGGAACGCUCGUCCCAACGACGACGACCACCACUACCACCACGACCACCACCACCACUACGACGACGUCCACAACGGAGCGAACAACGAGCUUACGCCCAACGCCAAUCAACAGCACACCCACCGAAGGUGGUGUCAUCGACGACGAUGGCAUGAGCAACGAGAUCGGUCACGUACCGGCGAGCAGCCGCGAGCUCGAUGCAUCCCUCAUCAGUCGGAGCAAUGAGAAGCUCGAGGGAUCGUUUGAUGUUUCCAGCCGUAGUUCGGCUACCGAAUCCGAUGGCAAUCCAGCCAAUAGUGUGCGGCCACUAGCGAGUAUAGCGUUGCUGCUGGCCGCGAUGGUUCCGGCAACCGUGUUCCUUUGCCACCGGAUCUAAGUCCAGAAUUCUCUUUCUCACCCUUCUCUCUACAGUCUCGCUCCUACUUCCAAUCUAUGUUUUCCCUAUCAAAGGGCACCAGCAUCUCCUUUCGAGUCAGUAUCGCUCCCUUUUUUCCUCUUGUUAUUUUUUCCUGAUACCGGGGUUAAGUGGAUGAGCUUCUUGCAUUUCCCUUAUCCAACCGCAGCCACCUCUCAUCCCUAUGAAAUAUGUUUUCGAUUUAACGCGAGAAACAAUUUGUUUUUAGUACGUAAGCCAGUCACGAUAAGGAUGUACUACGACUCUACGAUUAAGGCUUUGAGGGUUAGCAUCACCCUCUUACCUGUUGUCCUAUAUUCCCGCUGCAAAUAGGCAUCGCUGUGGGUAUGAGCAUGAUACAAAAUGGCGCUUCAUCGCAGCUCGCACGAAGAAGUAGCAGAAGCGCAUGCAAGUUUUGAACGCAAAACGAAGGCUUCUAGAAUGGUGAUGAUGAUGAUGAUGAUAAUGAUGAUGAUGAGGAAGAUGAUGAUUCCGUACCAAAAGUCCGUAGAACCAACGAAAAGAACGAAAAGUUCUUCUGCGAUCGCGCGUGCCCACACCUUGUUCCCCCGCCCCCUCCGUUAGAGCAGUAAGCAACUAAGUGUAGCCAGUAAGGUUUGUAUGAUUCGAUGCAACGUGGCACCGAGCGGUGCGCGUAAGAAGCGUUGCGGUGUAAGUAUAAUGUGUAGCAGUUAAUUAAUUUACUUCAAAGUAUCUGUGUACAUAUAGACGAAGAAUCUGAUGCCUCCGCCUUCUUCUAUCCUCCUCGCUCUCAAACCUCGACUUGAUCAAGCAGGGCAAACAUCAUUCAUUCUCACCUUCAGCCAGACUCGUCUCGUGGCCUUGUGUGUUAGCUUUCCUAAAGAAUCAUCCACCAUACACCAUCUACCCUGUCUAUCACCGUUUGCCCGCCCAGCAUAAUGUGUACCACAAGAGGAAUGAACUACUCCCGUCAGACCGUUGUACAUUCCGGUUCCGGAUAUAAAGAUAAAGGGUGCGAUGAAAUGUGUUGUGCAAAACCGCGUUGUGCGUUGUGAGUGUGGCGUUGAAAUCGAAUUCUAAAUUAUACAAUCUUGAUGCAACUAUUAAAAAACCAUAAAGCAAACAUAACACUAAAUACCAGCUUGCACACAUACAAAAAAACACACACACAUAUUCUAUCUCUCUGUCCACUGUCUUCUGAUUCCCUGAUCUGAUAAAUGAUGUAGAGCGGGAUUGCGGAGGACACGGAUUGAUGGUUUCUGUUUGCAAACUUAGAACAACCGUUAAAUACAAGGCUGCACCAUCAGCGCAACAAAAGAAAGGAAUUCUGGAUCGAAUGGGAAAGCUGAAACAAACUGGAGUCUCAAUGCAGUGCUCUUUGCGAGCGUGAUCCAUUGAUUUGGUUAUUUAUUAUAACUUUGUACUAGGUUUAAGAAUGCAGAACCACAUUUUUAUCUCAAUAAAACUCAAUGCCUGAAUUAUCA